AUGGGAAGAGUGAAGGGAGAUGGGGGGAAAGUGCAGGCAGAUGGAGGGGAAAGUGAAUGGAGAAUUGGGGGAGAAGAGAGAGAGCGAGGGCUGGAAAGAGAGAGAGAGAGAGAGCGAGGGCUGGAAAGAGAGAGAGAGAGAGAGCGAGGGCUGGAAAGAGAGAGAGAGAGCGAGGGCUGGAAAGAGAGAGAGAGCGAGGGAGGGCUGGAAAGAGAGAGAGAGAGAGAGAGAGAGAGAGAGAUGGUUCAAAUGGCUCUGAAGAGAGAGAGAGAGAGAGCGAGGGCUGGAAAGAGAGAGAGAGAGAGAGAGCGAGGGCUGGAAAGAGAGAGAGAGAGAGAGAGCGAGGGCUGGAAAGAGAGAGAGAGAGAGAGAGCGAGGGAAGAAGGAUGGGGAGAGACAGAUGGCAUAAGUGAGGAAGAAGGAUGGGGAGAGACAGAUGGAAUAAGUGAGGAAGAAGGAUGGGGAGAGACAGAUGGAAUAAGUGAGGAAGAAGGAUGGGGAGAGACAGAUGGAAUAAGUGAGGAAGAAGGAUGGGGAGAGACAGAUGGAAUAAGUGAGGAAGAAGGAUGGGGAGAGACAGAUGGAAUAAGUGAGGAAGAAGGAUGGGGAGAGACAGAUGGCAUCAGUGAGGAAGAAGGAUGGGGAGAGACAGAUGGAAUAAGUGAGGAAGAAGGAUGGGGAGAGACAGAUGGAAUAAGUGAGGAAGAAGGAUGGGGAGAGACAGAUGGAAUAAGUGAGGAAGAAGGAUAUGAGAGUAGAGAACGACGAGACUGAAGUGAGAGUAGAGAACGACGAGACUGAAGUGAGAGUAGAGAACGACGAGACUGA
Molecule: messenger RNA, 828 nt
Organism: Schistocerca americana (American grasshopper)
Lineage: Eukaryota; Metazoa; Arthropoda; Insecta; Orthoptera; Acrididae
Product: octapeptide-repeat protein T2-like
Exons: 6
Source: RefSeq, a predicted model, not a curated record